UGGAUUUCUGAUUGAACGUCUUGGUCUAUAUAAGGAGGCUCUGAAACCAGACAGGCAUCCACUUCUGGGAAAUCCAUAACGAAUAUUCUCUUUUCCAAGUAGUGGUACAGUACAACACGAACACUUCCCUCUGUCAUGGCCCGACUCUUGUUGUCGUUGGCGGCUUUCCUGGUCACUGCUGAAUUGAGCUCAGCCGCCAGUUUUUGGGACAAUCUGAAGCUGGAUUGCGGCGUAUCCGUGUGGUCUGACUGGGGACCUUCUGUCGAUGGGUAUCGUACCCGCACCCGGCAGAUUUACAGACAACCCCAAAAUGGUGGUGCCCUGUGCCCUAACAUAUCUGAAACUGACAAGGAUCCAUGGAUCAAACAGACAACUACUGAAAAGGCCGCGACAAUAGAGACUAAUUUUUUGUUAGGAUCUGGGGGAUCGUCUUCUGGUCGCAAACGCCGAGAGACGACAGUAAGAGAUCGUGACAUUCUCUUCAUCGUAGACAGCAGUGGAAGCAUUGAUACCCACGAAUACAACACUGCCAAAACCGGCUUGGCAAACCUAAUCGGCAAAAUCUGCGGCAAAAUUGGUUUGGGACCGCAGAGUAACAGGGCAGCUCUGAUUAUCUUCUCAAAUAAACCUCAGGAGAUUUUUGACUUUGAUGAUCACGACAAUUUGGCUGAUGUGCAGGCUGCCAUUCGCAACAUACCACAUAUUUCGAGUAGCACCUGUACGGGAGACGCUCUGGAGUACGCUAAGACAAUGUUUACCUUGAGUAAAGGAGUUCGACGAGAUCGGGAUUCUGUCAAAGAAGUGGUAGUCCUCACAGAUGGCGGCUCCAACUGUGGAGCUGACGCUGUGACGAAGGCGGCGGAGCUUCAGGAGAGUAAACGUGUGUUCGUCUUCGCUAUCGGUGAUUUCAGCCCUGCAGGCAGGAUAGAAAUGGAAGCGAUGGCCAGUCACCCGCCUUCAAAACAUCUGUUUCACGUGGGAUCGUUCUUGCAAUUUCAAAACAUCGUUGUGACAGUCUUACGCUAUCCAAAUAACUGUGCCCCUAUAGUGAUCAAUUAAAGCCCCUGUGAGCUCAAAUCCUAAUUUCGAAAAACUCCACCUGUACACGAUAUUGUCCUUCCUGACAUAAGCUGGCUUCACACCACACAUAAUACGUAUUCUUCGCACGUUGUCUUUUAAAUAUACACAUGAGCAUCGACUGCAUGCAUUGUCUUUGAAAUACAGUCAAUAAAUUUCUCAUUUUUGA
Molecule: messenger RNA, 1246 nt
Organism: Liolophura sinensis
Lineage: Eukaryota; Metazoa; Mollusca; Polyplacophora; Chitonida; Chitonidae
Product: matrilin-2-like
Exons: 4
Coding region: 136-1059 (307 amino acids)
Source: RefSeq, a predicted model, not a curated record